Brettanomyces bruxellensis is the source of this 975-nucleotide messenger RNA. RefSeq names its product Succinate--CoA ligase [ADP-forming] subunit alpha, mitochondrial (gene TCA8). The transcript has a single exon. Gene Ontology annotation, cellular component: mitochondrion; succinate-CoA ligase complex (ADP-forming). Lineage: Eukaryota; Fungi; Ascomycota; Pichiomycetes; Pichiales; Pichiaceae. Bases 1 to 975 code for a protein of 324 amino acids. The record is from RefSeq and is a predicted model, not a curated record. Gene Ontology annotation, molecular function: succinate-CoA ligase (GDP-forming) activity; succinate-CoA ligase (ADP-forming) activity. Gene Ontology annotation, biological process: tricarboxylic acid cycle.
AUGUUCACAAAAAACGUUCUCAAGAGAUCGUUCUCGACCUCCAGAGUUGCCAAGAGCUACGCUGACACCAUCAAGAACUUGAAGAUCAACAAGGACACAAAGGUCAUCUACCAAGGUUUCACAGGUAGACAGGCUACUUUUCAUGCUCAACAGGCUCUAGACUAUGGUACCAAGAUUGUCGGUGGUACUAACCCAAAGAAGGCCGGACAGCUCCAUCUUGGUAAGCCAGUUUUUGGCUCCGUUGCUGAUGCCAUCAAGGAGACAGGUGCUACUGCCUCCGGUAUCUUUGUCCCACCUCCAGUUGCAGCCUCUGCAAUUGAGGAGGCAAUUGAGGCUGAAAUUCCAUUGGUUGUCUGCAUCACCGAGGGUAUCCCACAGCAGGACAUGUUGAGAGUGUCGCAGAUGUUGAAGACCCAGUCGAAGACUAGAUUGGUCGGACCAAACUGCCCAGGUAUCAUUGCCCCAGACCAGUGCAAGAUCGGUAUCAUGCCUCAGAGUGUUUUCAAGAAGGGUAAGAUCGGUGUUGUUUCCAGAUCAGGUACUUUGACCUACGAGGCCGUUGCCCAGACCACCGAAGUCGGCUUGGGCCAGUCUUUGGUCAUCGGUAUGGGUGGUGAUCCAUUCCCAGGUACCAACUUCAUUGAUGCCCUCACUUUGUUCCUCAAGGAUCCUGAGACUGAAGGUAUCAUCAUGAUUGGUGAGAUCGGUGGUUCCGCGGAGGAGGAGGCUUCUGAGUUCUUGAAGCAGUACAACCUCACAAGAGAUGUUCCAAAGCCAGUUGCAUCCUUCAUUGCUGGUCUUACUGCUCCUCCAGGAAGAAGAAUGGGUCAUGCUGGUGCCUUGAUUUCGGGUGGUAAGGGUACCGCCCAGUCCAAGAUCGAAGCUUUGAGAAGUGCCGGUGUUUCCGUUGUCUCUUCUCCUGGCUUCUUGGGUAAGGCUUUGGUUGAUGACUUCAAGGCCAAGAAGCUUUUGUAA